UCGCAAAAAAAAAGAGUAGCAUUAGGGAAAGAGAGACGGAGACAGAGAGCACGAAGAAGCCGCGAAAAUAAAUACAAAGGCAAGUAUAUAAAACCGGUAUUUCCGCUGAUGGCGUAAGUGUUAUUCGCGCAAGAAAUCUGACAAGAACACGGACCGUACAACAAGGACUCGCUAUUUUGCAUCGCUCAAGUAUAGAGUAUAGACGCUUACCAAUUCGCGCACUUGGCUAAGGGCUGUCCUAAUUUCAAGGUCUCUCUCUGACGUGUACACACCGGCUAUCUGUCAGAUCUUACUUCUUUUCAUCUUGUUUUUUGAUACUCGUCAAUACCGUACAUUUGCCAAAAUGAGUGAUGACAUUUCAUUAUACACACUACCAAAUACACAGCCUAUUGUUCAAUUGGACUGUUCGACAGCUUUUGAAGCAUUAACGCAAAAAGAAAAAAGUUAUGCUCAUUAUCUUAGUCAAGCAUCAUGGAAUGGAGGACUUAUAGUUUUUAUCCAAACAUCACCUGAGUCUCCACUAAUCUUUGCCUUGUUGCACAAAAUCUUUCUUAAUCAACCAAUUGAAGAUUUGAAAAAAUCAGCUCUUGCUGCUGGCCUUACAGACGAUGAGUUCACAGCAUGUCUAGUCUACGCUUGUGGUAUAUUUUCAAAUUCUGGAAACUAUAAAUCAUUUGGAGACAGUAAAAUUAUUCCUAAUUUGCCUGUUGAAAAGUUUGAAAUAUUUGUGAAAGCAUCAAAAGCAUACCAAGAAGAUACUACUGGUUUAGAAUCUCUUUGGAAUAAAAUUAAAGAACCAGCAUACAGCUUAACUGAAAAAGUCAAGUCAUUAGGAUUAGGUGACAAGGGAUUAACAACAUAUUUCUCUGCUAAUUGCACAGAAGCAGAUGCAGAUUUAAUCAAUGAAUAUAUGCAAAAGAAACACCUAGAAUCGUACAAUGCAAGAUGCUUCAAAACAGAUGUUAAGGGAGAUGGCUUUGAAUGCAGGUAUGAAAUUAGAUUAGCAUCCACUGAAACUAGCGAUGAUCCUAGUAUUACUCUUCCUGAAGAAGUUUACAAAAAUGCCCAGUUUAAAAUUACUAGAGGAGAUUAUGAUUUAGUUCUUUUAUCAGUUGUUGAAAACUUGAAAAAAGCUAAGGAACAUGCUGCCAAUGAAACAGAAGUAAAUAUGCUGAAUAAAUAUGUGGAACAUUUUGUUACUGGUUCUUUGGAAGAACAUAAGAAUGGUUCAAGAUAUUGGAUUAAAGAUAAAGGUCCAGCUAUUGAAACUUACAUUGGUUUUAUUGAAACUUACAGAGAUCCAGCUGGUCAAAGGGGAGAGUUUGAGGGUUUUGUUGCCAUGGUAAAUAGAGACAUGUCGAAGAAAUUUUUAACUCUUGUCAAUGGUGCUGAGACUUUAUUGCCUUUGUUACCAUGGGGAAAGGACUAUGAGAAAGAUCAAUUUUUACGACCAGACUUUACUUCACUUGAUGUAUUAACUUUCUCUGGAUCAGGCAUCCCAGCCGGUAUUAAUAUUCCAAAUUAUGAUGAUAUAAGACAAUCAGAAGGUUUUAAAAAUGUGUCAUUAGGAAAUGUUAUUCCUGCAAGUAUGAAGCAAGAUGUUAUUCCUUUCGUUAGUGAAGAAGAUCAAGAGUUGUUGAAUAAGUACAGAGUACCUAGUUUUGAAGUACAAGUGGGUUUGCAUGAGUUGUUGGGUCAUGGCAGUGGUAAAUUGUUCAAAAAAGAGGGAGAUAAAUAUAACUUUGACCAGGAGAAAGUUAAAAAUCCUUUUAAUGGUGAACCUAUUACAAAAUAUUAUCUUGAAGGUGAAACAUACGAUUCAGUAUUUGGUGCAUUGGGAUCAUCUUAUGAAGAAUGCAGAGCUGAAGCAGUUGGUCUUUAUCUAAGUUUGGAAAAAGAAGUCAUAAAAAUAUUUGGUUUUGAUGGUGCUGACGCAGAAGAUAUAAUUUAUGUUAACUGGCUUUCUUUACUUUGGAAUGGCUGUGCACGUGCUUUAGAAAUGUAUCAACCAUCUACUAAGAAAUGGCUGCAGUCGCAUUCACAAGCUCGUUAUGUAUUACUCAGAGUUUGCAUGGAAGCUGGGGAAGAUUUCAUCAAAGUUGAAGAAACAGAACCAGGCAAAAAUUUGAGAUUAACAAUGGAUAAGUCCAAGAUUCAUACCGUGGGUAAAAAAGCCAUUGGAGAUUUCUUGAAAAAACUGCAGUUCUACAAAAGUACAGCAGAUGUUAAAGCUGCUCAAGCUAUGUAUGAAAAAUACAGCGAAGUUCCGGAAACUGGUUCCCAUCCAUGGGCUAAAUGGAGGAACAUCAUUCUUGCACACAAGCAACCAAGGAAAAUAUUUGUCCAAUCUAAUACUACCAUUGAUGAAUCUGGAAACGUUGUAUUGAAAAAUUACGAUGCCACUUUUGAAGGACUUAUUCAAUCUUGGGUUGAAAGAUUCCCAUCACCCAGUUCAUCUGACAAUCUUAUUAAACUGUGGGAAAAAGAUCAGGAUCAUUUCCCAAUGUCAGCUGUUAAAAAUUAACUCACUAUUGAAUGUAUUAAUUAAUAAAGCAUUUAUUAUUAAUUUAUGUCAAAAUAUUAUAUAGAA
Molecule: messenger RNA, 2590 nt
Organism: Trichogramma pretiosum
Lineage: Eukaryota; Metazoa; Arthropoda; Insecta; Hymenoptera; Trichogrammatidae
Gene: DppIII
Product: dipeptidyl peptidase 3
Exons: 4
Coding region: 344-2524 (726 amino acids)
Biological process (GO): proteolysis
Cellular component (GO): cytoplasm
Molecular function (GO): dipeptidyl-peptidase activity; metalloexopeptidase activity
Source: RefSeq, a predicted model, not a curated record